Messenger RNA from Mytilus trossulus (common blue mussel), 416 nucleotides. RefSeq lists its product as uncharacterized. The record is from RefSeq and is a predicted model, not a curated record. Lineage: Eukaryota; Metazoa; Mollusca; Bivalvia; Mytilida; Mytilidae. The transcript is spliced from 2 exons. The coding region runs from base 107 to 355 and encodes 82 amino acids.
AUAAUUCAUUAGUUCAAUAUUUUAAUGAUCUUAAGGCAAAAUAACUACUGAUCUAUAAAACAGGAUCCAGAUUUCAUUGAGGAACAAAUUCCACAAGCAGCAAGAUAUGCAGACUAAAGCAUUUGUAGUUGUUCUGGUUAUAGCGGUAUUGGUUAUAACCGCUGAAGCUAACUGCAAGAAAAAAUGCGAAACCAAUCUUGAGAAAAGUAAGAAAGAAUGCAAAAGAAACCAUCCUAAUAACCAUGAUAAGAAGAAAAAAUGCUUCGACCGCUGUGAAAAGGAGGAGAAAAAAUGUAGAAAGAAGUGCAACAAACGUGAACUGUUUUCUGACCUCGAUUUAGAUCUGGAGGAAUAGCAGGAAAGGAUUUGACAAUGAUGUCAAAAUAGAAUAUUAUUAAUAAAUAUAUGAAAAGGCA